Salvia hispanica is the source of this 7658-nucleotide messenger RNA. RefSeq lists its product as uncharacterized. Gene Ontology annotation, biological process: regulation of defense response to fungus. NCBI's taxonomy places the organism in Eukaryota, Viridiplantae, Streptophyta, Magnoliopsida, Lamiales, Lamiaceae. The record is from RefSeq and is a predicted model, not a curated record.
UAUACAUUGCAUGCCAUGUUUUUCAUUUUAGGUGUUGUGUUUCCCUUCUUUAUCUGUAAACUGCUUGAGAACACAGAAAACAUGCCCAGGCAUCAUCGAUGGCGCGACUCGGUUAAAACCUUUUUUGGGAAUCAUGUUGAUCCUCAAAGGAACGAGGAGCUGAGAGAAACCAAAGCAGUAAUCGAGAGCAACGUGCAGAAGAUCAUAAAGCUGCUUAAAGACGAGGGUGGAAAAGAACCACUGGCUAAUCUGAUUGCGGAUUUCCACAAUCAGUACCAGUCUCUGUAUGAGCGUUAUGAUAAUCUGACAGAGGAGUUGACGAAAAAGGCAAACGGGAUACAUGAGAAGGACAAUUCCUUGUCCGGCUCUGACUCCUCGGACUCAGAUGGUGCUUCGCACAGGGAAAGAAGAGCCUCAAAAAAUGGCGUGGAUGCGAAUUUUGAAGAUGAGAAAGUAGCAUCUAUUAAGCAAGAACUUGAAACGGUUCUUUCUGAGAUUGCUGACUUGAAGAGGAAAAUGGCAAUCACUGUUUAUGAAAAGGAAACUCUGCACGAGGAGUGCCAAAAUACACUGAAUAAAACAAAGGAAUCAGAGACUCUCAUAGCCGAGUUGAAUUCCAAAGCUGAAAAACUGGAAGCCGAGAACUCUAGGCUUUCGGCUGAGAACACUGAUGUGAAAGUGGAAUUGGAGAAUUCGGUUAAGCUACACGCCGAGUUCAACCAGAAGCUGGAAGAGAUGAAGAGCGAGAGAGAAAGCUUGAGUAUCGAAAAAGAUGCAGCCAUUGCCAAACAUGAAGAGCUACAUAAAGAGCUGGAAGCAGUCAAGAUAGAACUCUCUACUUCAACGGAGAAACUAGAAUCAGUAGAAAGUGAAAUCACUCAGCUGACUGAGAUGCAAGGCAUUGCUAAAGACGAGAGAACGAGUCUUACCUUAAAGAUUUUACAGUUUGAGGGUGAAAUACAACAAGCUGAGAUCAAGUUUCAAGAGCUUGCAUCUGAAUCAAGCCAGUUAAGGGAAAGCUUGGGGGAGAAGGAAAGGGAGCUUUCAAGUCAUCUGGAGACUCACGAGGCUCACAAACAAGAAGCGAAAGAAAAACUGGAAUCAGCAGAAAGAGAAAUGGCCAAAGUAAAUCAGAUGCACAUGUCCUCUCAAGAGGAGAACAGUAGUCUCUCCUCCAAGAUUUCACAGCUUGAGGAAGAGAUCAAACAGGCUGUGAGAAAGAUUCAAGAUCUUAAUAACGAAUCCAGCAGGUUGAGGGAAAAUUUGGCUGAGAAAGAAAGGGAGCUUUCGAGUCACCGUGUGAUUCACGAGGCUCACAAAAAGGAAGCACUGGAGAAACUGGAAAAAGCAACAGUAGAAAUCACCAAGCUUAGUCAGAUGCAGAGGGAUGCUGAAGAGGAAAAUGGAAGUCUUCUUUCAAAGAUUUCACAGCUUGAGGAUGAUAUGAGACAGGCUGAAAAAGAGAUUCAAGAUCUUAUUACCGAGUCAGGCAUGUUGAAUGAAAAUAUGGCUGAUAGAGAAAGGGAGCUUUCAACUAAUAUUGAUAAUCUAGAGGCUGACAAAGAGGAAGCAUUCGAGAAACUGGAGACAGCAGAACAAGAAAUCACUAAGCUUCAUCAGAUGCAUAAGGCUGCUGAGGAAGAGAAUAGUAAUCUGUCUUCAAAGAUUUCACAGCUUGAGGAUGAGAUAAAACAGGCAGAAAGCAAGAUUCAAGAUCUUAUCACCGAAUCUAGCCAGUUGAGGGAAAAAACGUCUGAGCAAGAAAGAGAGCUUUCAAGUCACCUUGAAAUUCAUGAAGCUCACAAAAAGGAGGCACUGGAGAAAAUGGAGACAGCAGCUGGAGAAAUCACAAUGCUUCGUCAGAUGCAUAAGGCUGCUGAAGACGAGAAAACUAAUCUAUCUUCGAAGAUGUCACAGCUUGAGGAAGAAAUAAAACAGGCUGAAAGCAAGAUUGAAGAUCUUAUUACAGAAUCUGGCCAGUUGAGGGAAAAAUUGGCUGAGAAAGAAACUGAGCUUACAAGGAAUCUCGAGAUUCAUGAAGCUCACAAAAAAGAAGCAAUGGAGAAAAUGGAGACAGCAGCUGGAGAAAUCACAAUGCUUCAUCAGAUGCAUAAGGCUGCUGAAGACGAGAAAACUAAUCUGUCUUCGAAGAUGUCACAGCUUGAGGAAGAAAUAAAACAGGCUGAAAGCAAGAUUGAAGAUCUUAUUACAGAAUCUGGCCAGUUGAGGGAAAAAUUGGCUGAGAAAGAAACUGAGCUUACAAGGAAUCUCGAGAUUCAUGAAGCUCACAAAAAAGAAGCACUGGAGAAAAUGGAGACAGCAGCUGGAAAAAUCACAAUGCUUCAUCAGAUGCAUAAGGCUGCUGAAGACGAGAAAACUAAUCUGUCUUCGAAGAUGUCACAGCUUGAGGAAGAAAUAAAACAGGCUGAAAGCAAGAUUGAAUAUCUUAUUACAGAAUCUGGCCAGUUGAGGGAAAAAUUGGCUGAGAAAGAAACUGAGCUUACAAGGAAUCUCGAGAUUCAUGAAGCUCACAAAAAAGAAGCACUGGAGAAAAUGGAGACAGCAGCUGGAGAAAUCACAAUGCUUCAUCAGAUGCAUAAGGCUGCUGAAGACGAGAAAACUAAUCUGUCUUCGAAGAUGUCACAGCUUGAGGAAGAAAAAAAAAAGGCUGAAAGCAAGAUUGAAGAUCUUAUUACAGAAUCUGGCCAGUUGAGGGAAAAAUUGGCUGAGAAAGAAACUGAGCUUACAAGGAAUCUCGAGAUUCAUGAAGCUCACAAAAAAGAAGCACUAGAGAAAAUGGAGACAGCAGCUGGAGAAAUCACAAUGCUUAGUCAGAUGCACAAGGCUGCUGAAGAUGAGAAAACUAAUCUGUCUUCAAAGAUGUCACAACUUCAGGAUGAAAUAAAACAGGCUGAAAGCAAGAUUGAAGAUCUUAUUACCGAAUCUAGCCAGUUGAGAGAAAAAUCAGCCAAGCAAGAAAGAGAACUUGCAAGUCACCUUGAGAUUCAUGAAGCUCACAAAAAAGAAGCUCUGGAGAAAAUGGAGACAGCAGCUGGAGAAAUCGCUAAGCUGAGUCAGAUGCACAAGGCCGCUGAAGACGAGAAAACUAAUCUGUCUUCAAACAUUUCACAGCUUCAGGAUGAGAUAAAACAGGCUGAGAACAAGAUUCAAAAUCUUAUAACCGAAUCAAGCCAGUUGAGUGCAAAAUUGGCUGAGAAAGAAACGGAGCUGACAAGGAAUCUCGAGAUUCAUGAGGCUCAAAAAAAGGAAUUAACAGAGAAACUUGAGACAGCAGCAGAAGAUAUCUCUAUGCUUAGUCAGAAGCAAAAGGCUGUUGAGGAGGAGAAUGCUAGUCUGUGUUUAAAGACUUCGCAUCUUGAGGAUGAGAUAGAACAGGCUAAACACAAGAUUCGUGAUCUUGUUACGGAAUCAAGCCAGUUGAGUGAAAAGUUGGCUGAUAAAGAAAGGGAGCUUUCAAGUCAUCUUGAGAUUCAUGAGGCUCAGAAGAAGGAACUUACGCAGAAACUAGAGACCUCAGCAGAAGAAAACGCUAAGCUCAGUCAGAAGCAAAAAGCUGCUGGAGAGGAGAAUACCAGUCUGUCUUCAAAAAUUUCACAGCUUGAGGAUGAGAUUAGACAGGCUGAAAACAAGAUUCGUGAUCAUGUUGCCAAAUCAAGCCUGUUGAGUGAAAAAUUGGCUGAUAAAGAAAGGACGCUUUCAAAUCACCUCAAGAUUCAUGAGGCUCACAAAAAGGAAGCAACAGAGAAACUGGAGAAAGCAGCAAAAGAAAUAACUAAGCUGAGUCAGAUGCAAAAGGCUGCUAAAGAGGAGAAUACUAGUCUCUCCUCAAAGAUUCUGCAGCUUGAGGAACAGAUGAAACAGGCUGUGAGCAAGAUUCAAGGUCAUGUUACCGAAUCUAGCCGGUUGAGGGAAAAAUUGGCUGAGAAAGAAAAGGAGCUUUCAAUACACAUUCAGAUUCACGAGGCUCAAAAAAAGGAAGCAAAGGAGAAACUGGAUACAGCAGCAAAAGAUAUCACCGAGCUGAGUCAGAAGCUAAAGGCUUCUGAAGAGGAUAAUACUCUCCUUACUUCAAAGAUUUCACAGCUUGAGGAGGAGAUAGGUAAUGCAGAAAAUGAGAUUCAAGAUCUUAUUACUGACUCUGGCAUGGUUAGUGAAAGUCUGGCUGAGAAAGAAAGGGAGCUUUCAAAUCACCUUGAUAUUCAUGAGGAUUACAAAGAGGAAGCAACGGAGAAACUGGAAAAAGCAGCCGAAGAAAUCACUAAGCUCAGUGAGAUGCAAAAGGCUGCUGAAGAGGAGAAUUCCAGUCUUACCAUGAAGAUUUCACAGCUUGGGGAUGAUUUAAGACAGGCUGAAAACAGAAUUCAAGAUCUCGUUACUGAAUCAAGCCGGUUGGCUAAAACGUUGGAAGAAAAAGAAAGAGAGUUUUCCAGCCACCUGGAGAUUCAUGAGUCUCACAAGGAACAAGCAUCAACUCGUACGAGGGAAUUGGAGCUGGAACUUGAUUCGUCGCACAUUCACAGAAGAGAUUUAGAGAAACAGAAAGAUGAUGGAAGCAAAAGGGGGAAAUUAAUAAGAAAGGAGAAAAUGGCGGAGGGUUCAAAAGUACGGCUGGUUCGCUGCCCUAAGUGUGAGAAUCUCCUCCCUGAGCUCCCUGAUUUCUCUCUCUACAAGUGUGGAGGCUGUGGUGCGAUUUUGAAAGCUAAAAAUAGGGGGAUUGUGGAAGGUAGAUCGUCAGAGGUAUCCGAGGAUUCUAAGGGUGGAGUGAUUUCUGAGGAAAACAGCAUAGAUAACAGUAUCAAGGUUGACAUGGAGAGUGCUGAUGCAAUUGAAGACAGUGGUGUGGAGCGAAUCCAGAAAGAAGGAUUGGUUUCGAAUGGUGCUUCCACGUUACCAGCUGAACAUAAGGAGACGCCAGCUGAUUCUGAUACGAGUAGGAGAGGUAAAGAAAGGGUGAGAAAUGUGGAGAGUUCUGAUGAUGAGUUCAGGCCAUACUCACAAGGUCUGGUCCGUGAUAGAAAUCGGGGCAAAAGUUGUGAUUUUAGAGUGGAAGGGUCAGAGUUUGUUGGUUUCCAUGAUGACAAUGCUAAAGGCUUCACCCCGCUGGAUUCUUCAAGGUCGAGGCAGUUUAUGGACCAGUGGGGCGUGAACACUAAAGGUUCGGUGCACGGGCCAGCUAGGGGCGUUCCUGCUCAAGUGAGGUUUGAUGAUUUUGUUUAUCAUGAUGAGGGGCAGUCGAGUUAUGGCAUGGGCUCUUAUUAUGAACAAGGUGAAAGGUCUCGAUAUCGAGGUCACAAUCUUGAUGGACAUAACAGCAUUGAGAGCUUAGAAAAUGGCCGGGCAGAGCUCCUAAGGAAGCUUGAUGAACUGAAGGAUCGGAUAUCCCGGUCUUGUGAUAUGGCAGAUAAACCCAAGGAAAAUAUUGGCAUCGAUGAGAGGAUGGUUUCCUCCACUUCACCUGAUACUUAUGGUAGACAUCAUGCAGCUUAUGCUCAAGAAGGAUUAACUACUACAUCACACGCUGCAAACAGGCAGCCAAUGUAUCCUGAUAACAUUGUACCUCCCUAUUUCAGUCGUUCUGCUGGAUUUGCUCCAUACUUGGAUAGGUAUGGUUCGACAGUGAUGGAUUCGUAUCCACAAAGGGGAUAUCCACACGAGUACAUGCACUAUGCUAAUACCUAUAAGCCAGAAGUUCUUCGGAGGCCGCCUCAUCAGCUACAAUCCCGAUACAUCCAACAGCCCAGUCACGAGCACUAUCCGGGAUACUAUAGUGAUGCCAAUAAUGAGCGGUUCAUGUUGCACCGGCAUGAAAACUUUUUUCAUCAGCCGGCAUGCUCUUGUGUGCACUGCUCUGAUAAUAAUUGGCAUAUGCCUCCUAGGGUUGAUCCCUUGGGUUUGCAUAACCGAAGGUCUCAAAACGAACCUUCUAAUCAGGCUUUUGAUCAUCUAACCCCUAUUCUGCACCGGCAACAGGUUAAUAGUUCUGGGAACGCGAAUUUGUAUCCACCACAAUCUCGACAGUCUUUAACUGUGAAUUCUUCCGACAUAGAUUCGGAGAAUGAUGGUUUCAAUUACCAUCAUCCUAGAAAGUUGCUUGUAGGUCCUAGGGGUGGGCAGGUGAGUCAUCCCGUCGGAGGUGGUGCUCCUUUUAUAACAUGCAGCAGUUGCUUUGAGUUAUUGAGACUUCCAAGGAAACACAUUUCAAUGGAUAAAAACAAACAAAAGUUGAAAUGUGGUGCCUGUUCUUCCGUCAUCUUGUUUGAACUCGGGAGUAAGGGGCUUGUUGCAUCUGUUUCUACGCUCGUCGAGGAAUUGCCAACAGAGAUUGAUGAAGUCUCUGGUGGAACGGUCGAGAACAUGAGAUACUGGAAUGAUGGUUCGAGUACUGCUAACAUGAACACCUGCUCUAAUGAUUUUGAUGACUUUGACCAUAAGUUUUUGCCAGCGGACAAGAAGUUGAAUUCUGGUAUUCCUGAGAAGCAACUGAAUAAUCUUUCUUCAACUUCAAGUCCAUCGGAGGACGAGCAGAGUCCAGGAAAUAAAUCAUCUAGGCAACGUGAUUCCCCGAUUCCAGAUUUGGCUGCGUCACCACAGGAAUUACCCUGUCAUUCUCCAGAAAAUGUGAUAGUCAGCCGCUUUGACAAAUGGAACAAGAGUAAUAGACCCGAGCAGGAGAUGGUUUCUCUGGAAAGGACAACCUCUAAACAGAAUCCGGCAAGAGAUGGAGCUGUGGCAACUGAGACAGACGUGUCGUUAAAUGCGUUUUCAAAUAGCAAUAGGUCUCAGGACUCCAUUGACAUAAGUAGAGAAGCUCCAAAGGCUAACAAAGGAGGAGAGUCUUUUCUUGCAGGUCUUAUCAAAAAGAGCUUCAGAGACUUCAAAAAGUCCAACCAAGGUGGAGUUGUCGGCGGAUCGCAAGUUUUUGUAAACGGGCAUUUGAUACCAGAUCGCAUAGUCAAGAAGGCUGAAAAACUAGCUGGUCCAAUUCAACCAGGAGAAUACUGGUACGAUAAACAAGCUGGAUUUUGGGGCGUGAUGGGCUAUCCCUGCCUGGGUAUCGUCAUGCCAAAUAUUGAAGAAUUUAACUAUCCUAUACCGAAGAACUGUGCUGCUGGAAAUACAGGAGUUUUUGUUAAUGGACGUGAACUCAACGAGAAAGAUUUGGAUUUGCUCUCGAGCCGUGGUCUGCCAAUCACAGAAAACAGAUCAUAUCUCAUUGACAUCACUGGAAAAGUGGUUGAUGAGCAGACUAGGGAAGAACUAGAUGGUCUGGGAAAACUUGCACCAACGGUUGAAAGAGCCAAGCACGGAUUUGGUAUGAAAGUGCCGAAAUUUAUUGCUCAGUCGAGGAGUUAAAGAGAUCGGGUUCUCCCCGCCUCCUCAAGGGGUUUAAGCGAUGGAUAUGGUUGAUCACUUGAAGUACAUUGCAGUUGAGUUAUGCUUGCCCAUUCUUCUUUAGAUAUAGGGUAAGUUUGUUGUUGUUAAUUUAGUGUAUUUCAUUAUUUGUGUGUAGAACAUCUCAGCCAGAAAGAUGCUUGGCUGGUUUUACCAGAGUUUUGGUUUUGAUCUUGGUUUGAAGUAGUUUGUAAAGAAAGCUUUGCCAAUUUAUAACUGGUUAUUCAUUUGUAGUUUGAUGCUUC